GCUUUUCCUCCAGGCCUUUGACCCUUUGCCCCAUCGAUGGGGUUGUCCUUCCCCACACGCUUCCCGCUGCAUGUUUAUAAAAGGAUUCCACUUUUUGGUUUACUCGUACCUCACAAAGCCUCCCGAUCGACGUACUACAUCUCAUCUUUUCAUCGAUCUUCAAUCACAAUGGUCACAGCAACAAACUUGGGGUUCCCCCGCAUUGGUGCAAACCGUGAGCUGAAGAAGCUGGUCGAGAAUUAUUGGAAUGGAAAGCUUGAUGAAAAGGCACUGCUUACCGGUGCAAAGAACUUGCGCGCUGAGCACUGGAACAUCCAAAAGAAGGCUGGCGUACAGGAUGGUCACAUUCCUUCGAACGACUUCUCUUUCUACGACCAGGUCCUCGAUCAUUUGCACCUUUUCGGUGUCAUCCCACAAAAAUACCAGGGUCUGAAGUUCCCCCUCGAGGCCUACUUUGCUAUGGGCCGAGGACUUCAAAGGCCCGACGAAGGCAUCGACGUUCCUGCAAUGGAAAUGAAGAAGUGGUUCGAUACCAACUACCACUUUAUCGUACCCGAAUUCCAAGCAAACCAAGAAUUCACACUUCGCUCGCGCAAACCCAUUGACGAGUUUGUCGAAGCCAAGGCUCUCGGUAUCAAGACCCGCCCAGUUCUUCUUGGUCCAGUCUCCUUCCUUCGUCUUGGCAAAGCUGCCAAAGGUCAAUCGUUCGAUCCUAUUAGCCUUCUUGAUCGGUUACUUCCCGUGUACGAGAGCCUUCUUCGUGAAUUGGCCAACGCCGGGGCCGAGUGGGUCCAGAUUGACGAACCAAUCUUGACCUUUGACCUUCCCGCCGAGUUCAAGAACCACUACUCCAAAGCUUACACCAAACUAUCCGCCGUGUCUGGCAUCAAAAUUUUGGUCGCUAACUACUUUGGUCGUCUUGGCGAGAACCUCGACAUUGUUGCCAACCUGCCCAUCGCGGCUCUUCACGUCGACCUCGUUCGGGCUCCUGAGGAGCUCGAUGCCGUUCUCAAGAUAGCCCAAGACAAGAAUCUUGCCCUUUCCGUCGGAGUCAUCAACGGUCGUAACAUCUGGAAAGCGGAUCUGGACGCCGCGAUCGCCACCGUCCGUCGCGCUGUUGGCCUCCUUGGCUCUGACAAGGUCUUUGUCGCCCCAUCCUGCAGCAUGCUGCACACUCCUCACAGCCUCGAGGCAGAAACCAAAAUGGAUAAAACCAUUCUUGACUGGUUAUCAUUCGCCGUACAGAAGCUCAGCGAAAUCGCCAUUAUUACCAAGGCUGUAAAUCAAGGAGAAGACGCAGUCGCGGAUGCUCUCAGCGCCAACCGCAAAAGCAUGCAAGCUCGCCGUACGUCACCGCUGAUUCAUGACCCUCAGGUCCAGGCUGAGAUGAAGGCUGUCACUGAGGAGAUGUUCAAGCGCAAGUCUCCCUUUCCCCAGCGCGCAGCCGCACAGCAGGCCAAGCUUAACCUUCCCCCGUUUCCCACAACCACUGUUGGCUCCUUCCCUCAAACUAAGGAAGUCCGCGUCGCUCGUCAAAAGUUGAAGAAGGGCGAAUGGACCCCCGCCGAGUAUGAAGCCUUCAUCAAAGCAGAGACUGACAAGUGCAUCAGAUUCCAAGAACAAGUCGGCCUCGACGUCCUCGUUCAUGGCGAGUUUGAGCGUAAUGACAUGGUGGAGUAUUUUGGAGAGAAUCUCAAGGGUUACGUAUUUUCCCAAAACGGAUGGGUGCAGUCCUACGGCUCCCGGUGUGUCAAACCCCCAAUCAUCUACGGUGACGUCUCGCGUCCCAACCCAAUGACCGUUGAAUGGUCCAAGUACGCCCAAUCCAAGACCCAAAAAGCGAUGAAGGGUAUGCUCACUGGACCCGUGACCAUGCUCCAAUGGUCCUUUGUGCGCGAUGACCAACCGCGCCGGGACACUGCCUUCCAAUUGGCUUUGGCGAUUCGGAAAGAAGUACAAGACCUUGAGCGCGCUGGCAUCCCCGUCAUCCAGAUUGAUGAGCCUGCCAUCCGUGAAGGUCUUCCCCUUCGUCACUCUGACUGGCAGGAAUACCUCAACUGGGCUGCUCGUGCCUUCUUGCUCUCCUCCACUGGGGUUGAGGACACCACUCAGAUUCACACCCAUAUGUGCUACUCUGACUUUAACGACAUCUUCUCCACGAUCCAAGCUCUCGAUGCUGAUGCCAUUACUAUUGAGAACUCAAAAUCCGAUCUCAAGCUUCUUAAUGCAUUCGAGCGAUAUGGAUACACCAACGGCAUUGGGCCUGGUCUCUACGAUAUCCACUCCCCCCGUGUUCCAUCCGAAGAAGAGAUGCGGGAACGCUUGCAAGAGAUGCUAAAGUACCUGAAAAAAGAUUUGGUCUGGGUUAACCCCGACUGUGGUCUUAAAACGCGUGGGUGGCCCGAGACUGAGCGCGCGUUGAGCAACAUGUGUAGAGUCGCCGAGUCUUUCAGGAAGUCUGCAUAAUUUUUGUCAACGACGAAGGUGAUAGAUACGGUUCAUUGUAUAUAAAAUAUUUGCCAUAAUUAGUAUUUUUGCCCUGGUAUUCUUGCAUCUUGCUCCGAUAAUAUCCUGUGAACAAUACAUCACGUUCUGUUGGCAUGCUGCUGUCUGGGGAUAGAAUUUCGGCCUCUUUCCAG
Messenger RNA from Spizellomyces punctatus DAOM BR117, 2639 nucleotides. RefSeq names its product 5-methyltetrahydropteroyltriglutamate-homocysteine S-methyltransferase. NCBI's taxonomy places the organism in Eukaryota, Fungi, Chytridiomycota, Chytridiomycetes, Spizellomycetales, Spizellomycetaceae. Gene Ontology annotation, molecular function: zinc ion binding; 5-methyltetrahydropteroyltriglutamate-homocysteine S-methyltransferase activity. Bases 37 to 2466 code for a protein of 809 amino acids. The transcript is spliced from 3 exons. The record is from RefSeq and is a predicted model, not a curated record.